AUGGAGGCUCUGAAAGCUGAAGUAGAGAGACAGGAUCAGGACAUUCAGCAACUGCAGCGGCAAUUAAAGGAGGCAGAACAAAUCUUGGCUACUGCAAUUUAUCAAGCAAAGCAAAAAUUACAGUCUAUUGCACGUGCUAAUAAGAGACCUGUUCCUUCGGAAGAGCUUAUUAAAUAUGCACAUAGGAUAAGCGCAACCAAUGCAAUUUGUGCACCAUUAACAUGGCAGCAGGGAGAUCCCAGAAGACCAUAUCCAACAGAUAUUGAAAUGAGAUUAGGAUACCUUGGACGAUUAAGUGAUUUACCUUUAAAUGGACAAUUACUUGGAUCUCAUCCAGGUAUCCCAUCUGAUUUGCAUAGAGCAGGACAUCCUGCUGGAGAACCACCUGUUUCACAAUCGAAUCAAUUUGCUUGGCAUCCGUCAGGAGAGAUUCAUAUGUCUGUUGGUGGACAAGGCAGUGUAGCUGUGAAUACACAUAAACAGGAAACCGAAGAUGUUGAAGUUAUGUCUACAGAUUCCUCGAGUAGUUCGUCCAGUGAUUCUCAAUAAAUGUAAAUAUUGCAAUAGAA
Nylanderia fulva is the source of this 569-nucleotide messenger RNA. RefSeq names its product mediator complex subunit 4 (gene MED4). Gene Ontology annotation, biological process: regulation of transcription by RNA polymerase II. The record is from RefSeq and is a predicted model, not a curated record. Gene Ontology annotation, molecular function: transcription coregulator activity. Lineage: Eukaryota; Metazoa; Arthropoda; Insecta; Hymenoptera; Formicidae. Gene Ontology annotation, cellular component: core mediator complex; mediator complex.